AUGGUGGUUGUCCUUUUUCUUCUCAAACUUCUCUUGUUUGAGCUACUCCCUUGUGCAACUCCAUUAUCCUUCAACUUCUCCUCCUUCCCAAACGGCCUCACCAAUUUAUUUAUCGAGGGAGAUGCUUUCGUCGACGGCACGUUCCUCCGCCUGACUAAAAGCGAUGCCGACAUCUCACAGAACCAAAGCGUCGGCCGAGCCACCUACUCUCAAACCUUCCUCCUCCGCGAGAACGCCACCGGAAAACUCGCCGAUUUCACCACAAACUUCACAUUCGUCAUCGACUCUGUAGGCAAAACGCCCUACGGCGACGGACUCGCCUUCUUUUUGGCGCCAAACGGAUCCUUACUCAACACCACAAUAAGCCAAGGCGGCGCUCUAGGCCUCCCCGUCAUAAACCCGCCAAAUAAUGAGUCGACGAAUCUGUACCCCUUUGUGGCAGUUGAGUUUGAUAUCUUCACGAAUCUCGUCACUUCCGUCGAAGAUCCUGUCGGCGAACAUGUUGGUAUUGACAUCAACUCUCUCAAGUUUAAGGUUACAAAGCCUUGGAAUGGAUCCAUUACAACCGGAAGGGUCAAUACUGCUUAG
This is a messenger RNA of Malus domestica (apple), 588 nucleotides long. NCBI's taxonomy places the organism in Eukaryota, Viridiplantae, Streptophyta, Magnoliopsida, Rosales, Rosaceae. The record is from RefSeq and is a predicted model, not a curated record.